Mytilinidion resinicola is the source of this 706-nucleotide messenger RNA. RefSeq lists its product as uncharacterized. The transcript has a single exon. Bases 1 to 456 code for a protein of 151 amino acids. Lineage: Eukaryota; Fungi; Ascomycota; Dothideomycetes; Mytilinidiales; Mytilinidiaceae. The record is from RefSeq and is a predicted model, not a curated record.
AUGUCAGCAAGGCGGAAGACUGAGGUCUCGGUGGAACUUACCCUCAAACACGACUUUCCCCGCAGCUCUCUUCGGCUAACAUCGACAAUCUUCACAAACGGCAUGUUGUUUCCUUCUUCAUGGUCGCCCAACGACUCCUCAGGCACGACUUUCCCCGCUCGCUUUUCCGGCCAAUAUCGACCAUCUUCACAAACGGCAUGUUGUUUUCUUCCUUAUCAUCACCCGGUGACUCCGACGAAUGUGCCUCCGCUAGUGGCCUCGGCGAUGCUUCUGGCGCAGGACGUGUCGCUGAGGGCAUCUCCAACGCCGUCUUUGGUGACGACGGGCACAUCUAUUUCCAGCACAGGACAUGUCGCUGAGGGCAGCUCGAACGCCCUCCUCGGCGAUGACAGGCGCGUUUUCUCCCGGCGCCAGCCGUGUCGCUGGGGGCAUCUCCGACGCCGUCCUUGGCGAUGAUAGGCACGUGUCCUUCCACUGGUUCUGGAAUACAAGCCCGUUCCACCUGGGCAUGAUCUUGCUUGUCGGGCAGCGGGCUCGAUAUUGCUCCUGGUGCGGGACGUGUCGCUGAGGGCAGUUCCAACGCCGUCUUUGGCGAUGACGGGCAAGAUGGCCUUCCACCAGUUCUGGAGGGUGAGCUCGUUCCGGGAGUGAUAUUGCCGGCGGAGAAGCUGGAUUCACACUGACAAAAAGGGACAGUCGUGGGCAC